Acanthisitta chloris (rifleman) is the source of this 1937-nucleotide messenger RNA. RefSeq names its product SHC SH2-domain binding protein 1 (gene SHCBP1). The record is from RefSeq and is a predicted model, not a curated record. Gene Ontology annotation, biological process: fibroblast growth factor receptor signaling pathway. The annotation marks the transcript as partial. Lineage: Eukaryota; Metazoa; Chordata; Aves; Passeriformes; Acanthisittidae. The transcript has 12 exons.
CUCUGUACCAGGAAGAUGCUGAGAGUGACUCAAGUGGUGACUCCUGGAGUGAUUAUGGCAGUGGUGACAAAUCAGGGACUGUUUUGGGAAGGGCUGUCACAGAAGGGAAUGUGCUUUUUCCAGAUGUUUUUCACACCGACCAUCUUCUGUUUUACGAGCGAUUUAAAGCUUACCAGGAUUACAUCUUGGCUGACUGCAAAGCUUCUGAGGUGAAGCAAUUCACAGCAGAGUACCUGGAGAACGUCCUUGAACCGUCAGGGUGGCAGGCGAUCUGGCGCACCGACGUGUUGGAGGUCCUUGUUGAGGUUGUUGGUGUGGAUUACUCGGCUCUGAAAGCAGUUGUGAAGCUCAGUGAGCCUUUCCUGUGCGAGUCCCGGGACAGCAGCUUUACCCUGGAGUGCAUGAAGGAACUCCUGGAGCUGAAGGAACAUCAGAUACUGCUGCAGGAGCUGUGGGUUGUGUAUGAUGAGUCAGGAGAUUUUGCCCAGACUGCACUAGCCGUAGAACACGUCAGGUUCUUCUACCAGUACAUCUGGAGGACGUGGGAUGAGGAGGAGGAGGAUGACUUUGAUUACUUUGUGAGAUGUGUUGAGCCUCGACUGAGACUGCACUAUGACAUCCUCGAGCACCGUGUGCCUUCUGCGAUCGUGGCCGAUUACCAGAACUUGUUGUCUCAAUGUGAAGAGCUUUAUGGGGAGUUUUUGAACGUGAGGAACAGCAUACCCAGCAGUGACUCGGACUCGGAAGUGGAAAACGUCUCCAUGGUGGAAGGCCUAAAGUUGUAUGAGAAAGUAGAGCACUUAAAACAAAAGCUGAAACUCAUUGAGAAUCCCGUGCUGAGGUAUGUGUUUGGUUACCAAAAAUGCCGUGGGCUCCAGGCCAAAGGAUUGAGGCCAACUGGUACCAAGGUCACUCAUGUUGUACCCUCAACCGUGAUGGCAAGUCUGCUCCAGUUGUUGAUGAGGGACAAACUUUGCCCAGAAUCCUACGAUGAAGACACAGAAAUACAGUUUCACAGUGACCCACUGACAGCUGUAAAUGCCUGUUAUGAAGGAGACACAGUCAUCAUCUGUCCUGGUCAUUAUGUUGUAGAUGGAGUGUUCUGCAUUGCUGAUUCAGUUGAACUAGAAGGCUAUGGCCUGCCAGAUGAUAUUGUGAUAGAAAAACGAGGCAAAGGAGACAACUUUUUUGACUGUACAGGAGCCAACAUAAGGAUCUCCAGUUUGAAGUUAGUGCAACAUGAUGCUGUGGAGGGGAUUUUAAAUGUCCAUAAUGGGAAAACCACCCUGGAAAACUGUGUGUUACAGUGUGAAACCACAGGCAUAACAGUGCGCACGGCGGCUGAGCUGGUGAUGAAGAACUCAGAUUUGUAUGGUGCCAAGGGUGCUGGUGUGGAAAUAUAUCCAGGGAGUACGUGCACCCUGCUGCAGAAUGGCAUCCACCACUGCAAGGAGGGAAUACUUAUCAAGAACUUCUUAGAUGAGCAUUAUGACAUUCCCAAGAUAACCAUGCUUAAUAAUGUGAUCCAUAAUAAUGAAGGAUAUGGUGUGGUCCUGGUUAGACCAAUGAUGCCCUCUGAGGUAAAGGAUUCUUCAGCACAGAGAACAGAAGGGAAUACACAGCCUGCCCACUCAGGUGAUGAGACAGCCCGUGCAGAGAGCUCCAGGCAACAACAACAACUACCCAAAUGUCUAACUGAUGAGUUGGAGCUUGAUGAGCAGGCUGAGACUUUUGAACAAACUGAAGGCAACUGUGAAAUUGCAAAUGAACUUGGGGCUGCUUCUGCAAAGAAGAGCCAGAUGCACAAGAAAAGACUGAGUGAACUGGGAAUUACAGAAGCUGAUGACAACCUAAUGUCCCAGGAAAUGUUUAUCUCUGUUGAGGGCAAUCAGUUCAAAUGGAAUGGGAAAGGAAGUUUUGGUACCUUUCUCUUUUGA